Messenger RNA from Tarenaya hassleriana, 2833 nucleotides. Its product is annotated as methionine--tRNA ligase, cytoplasmic-like. The record is from RefSeq and is a predicted model, not a curated record. Gene Ontology annotation, molecular function: tRNA binding; ATP binding; methionine-tRNA ligase activity. Gene Ontology annotation, cellular component: aminoacyl-tRNA synthetase multienzyme complex; cytosol. Gene Ontology annotation, biological process: methionyl-tRNA aminoacylation. NCBI's taxonomy places the organism in Eukaryota, Viridiplantae, Streptophyta, Magnoliopsida, Brassicales, Cleomaceae. Bases 181 to 2583 code for a protein of 800 amino acids. The transcript has 17 exons.
AAACUGGAACUGUAUGAGCUCAUAUGGGUAACCGACCACUUGGGUUUCCGUCCACUUUGCCAAAAACCCUCGCUGAUUCGUCCAUUGCAUCUGUCUCUCUCUCUCUCUCUUUCUGCAAAUCCGGCGAGAACCCUAAUCGAGGCAAGUUUUCUGCGCUGGUCGUGUUCUAUUUUGCUGUCAAUGGCGGAAGAAACGAGCGCGGCCAAGUUGCCCAUCCCGGGCAAAAGAAACAUACUCAUCACAAGCGCUUUGCCUUACGUGAACAAUGUUCCUCAUCUCGGCAACAUCAUCGGAUGUGUUCUAAGUGCUGAUGUAUAUGCUAGAUAUUGCCGCCUUCGUGGCUAUAAUGCCAUAUACAUAUGCGGGACGGAUGAAUAUGGGACCGCGACAGAGACCAAAGCUUUGGAGGAGAAUUGCAGCCCAAAGGAGAUAUGUGACAAGUACCAUGCCAUUCAUAAAGAAGUUUACGAGUGGUUCGAUAUACUUUUUGACAAAUUUGGGCGAACUUCAACUCCCCAACAGACAGAAGUUUGCCAGGCAAUUUUCAAGAAAUUGUUGGAGAACAACUGGUUAUCGGAGAACACCAUGCAACAGCUUUACUGCGAGACAUGCAAGAAGUUCUUAGCUGACCGGCUCGUUGAGGGUACCUGUCCAUUUGAAGGCUGCAAUGAUGGUUCUGCCAGGGGAGAUCAGUGUGACACUUGUGGAAAGCUCCUGAAUCCUACUGAAUUAAAAGAUCCCAAAUGCAAGGUCUGCCGAGCCACUCCACAUAUCCGUGAUACAGACCACCUGUUUCUUGAGCUUCCUUUACUGAAAGAUAAAUUGGAAGAGUAUAUCAACAAAACAUCUGUUGCUGGAUCAUGGAGUCAAAAUGCUAUUCAAAUAACAAAUUCAUGGCUAAAGGAAGGACUGAAGCAGAGAUGCAUUACACGGGACCUAAAAUGGGGUGUUCCUGUUCCACUUGAAAAAUAUAAAGACAAGGUCUUUUACGUUUGGUUUGAUGCUCCUAUCGGAUAUGUUUCAAUAACAUCAUGCUACACAUCUGAAUGGGAGAAGUGGUGGAAGAAUCCUGAGAAUGUGGAGCUCUAUCAAUUUAUGGGUAAAGACAAUGUGCCAUUUCACACUGUGAUGUUUCCUUCUACGCAGCUGGGAACUGGGGAAAAUUGGACACUGAUGAAGACUAUCAGUGUUACCGAAUAUCUGAAUUAUGAAGCUGGAAAAUUCUCCAAGAGUAAAGGUGUUGGAGUGUUUGGUAAUGAUGCAAAAGAUACAAAUAUUCCUGUGGAAGUGUGGAGAUAUUACUUACUGACUAACAGGCCUGAGGUCUCUGACACACAAUUUACAUGGGAUGAUUUGCAAGCAAAAUUGAACGGCGAGUUGCUGAACAAUUUAGGCAACUUCAUCAAUCGUGUUCUGAGUUUUAUCGCUAAGCCUGCAGGCCAAGGUUAUGGAUCUGUCAUUCCUGAUGCUCCUGGGGCUGAAUCACAUCCGUUGACUAUUUCACUGGCUGAAAAGGUUGGAAAACUCGUAGAUCAGUAUGUUGAAGCCAUGGAGAAGGUUAAGCUAAAGCAGGGACUGAAGACUGCAAUGAGCAUUUCAAGCGAAGGGAAUGCAUACUUGCAGGAAAGCCAAUUCUGGAAACUUUACAAGCAAGACCAACCUUCCUGCGCAAUUGUCAUGAGAACUGCUGCCGGUUUAGUAAAUAUUCUUGCCCGGCUGUUAGAACCUUUCAUGCCAUCCUUUUCUCGCGAGGUAUUUAAGCAGCUUAAUGUGCCUCCACAAUUUUCGCUCUCUGACGAGAAUGGAGACAUGUUGAAAGCGAGUAAGCCUUGGGAGAUUCUUCCUCCCAACCACAAGAUGGGCACUCCUCAACCAUUGUUCAAGGAACUGAAAGAUGAGGAAGUUCAACAAUACAGAGAAAAGUUUGCUGGGAGUCAAGACGAUAGACGUGUGAGGGAAGCAGAGGCAGCAAAUAUGGCCGAGCAGCUAAAGAAAACGAAGAUAUCAGAUGGCAAGAAACAGAAGCCGUCAAAAGCCAGCGGAGAAGCCAAAGCCAAAGCCAAGCCCAAGCCGACUGAAGAACCCGAGAUUACCAUCACAAGACUCGAUAUACGAGUUGGAAAGAUCGUGAAGGCUCAGAAACAUCCUGAUGCAGAUUCGUUAUAUGUGGAAGAAAUCGAUGUCGGAGAAGAGAAACCUCGAACUGUUGUUAGUGGACUUGUCAAGCAUAUACCUCUCGAGGAAAUGCAGAACCGCAUGGUUUGUGUUCUCUGCAACUUAAAGCCGGCAAAAAUGAGAGGAAUUCAAUCACAAGCAAUGGUUCUUGCAGCUUCCAACAGCGAUGACAGCAAGGUCGAGUUAGUUGAGCCGCCUGAAUCUUCUAAGAUCGGAGAGAGGGUGACAUUCCCGGGUUUCGAAGGAGAACCAGACGAUGUCCUGAACCCGAAGAAGAAAGUCUGGGAGACGUUGCAGCCUGAUUUACGCACCGAUGACAAUCUCGUUGCCCGUUUUAAAGAUUUGGCCUUCACCACAUCUGCUGGAAUCUGCAAAGUCUCAUCCAUCAAAUCUGGCAAAAUCAGAUAAGAGCUUCUGCAAACAUCAUCACCAUCACCGAGGUUGAACAACCUGAUUUCAUGAGGAAAUAAAUUUGAAAGAUUGCACAUGUUUUGGCUUUUGGUUUCCUGCAACAUAUUUUGGGAAGAGUUUGCUUUCUGGAGAUUCUGUACGUUAGAGUUUUGAGACAAUGAGAAUUCUUGUUGCAUGCAUGUCUCAAUGCGCUAAAUCAUUACGAUGUCGCCCAUAUUGACUUAGUAGAUGGUCAUACUUCCAUACA